AAUGGAGAUGUCGAGGAAAUUUCGGUCGGAAAAGAUGACGACUUUCCUUAUGGGCGGUGAAUCAAAGACAGACAGAUCUAGAAUCUGACAUCUUAGUCCAAAUAAGUUUCAUUCAAAUUCGAUGACACAUUAGUACCAAUGGCAAAGCAAGAGGCACGCCAGGUGUUUCGGCUUAGUUGAGCUAGCUACAACUAGUACUGUAGUAACAAGGGCUUGUUUUUCAUAUAAUCGGAUUCAGAUUUCAGGGUUUUCCUUCCUUCCUUCAUUGUAUUGAUUUCGUUCCCCUCUUCUUCUUCUUCUUCCGCAGGUAAAACGGACAAGUUAGAGUCGUUUUCGUUCUAUAAACUGUUUGAUUGAUUAAUUUCUUACUAGAUCUUCUAGAGUGCCUUCUCUGUAAACUAUUUGUUCUGAUUCCUUUCCAGAUGUUGGUUGCUUGAAAUUCUCUACUAUCUCUUGCUUUUCUACUAUUUUCUGGCCAGUCAAUUAAUCAAUCUAUGUAUGAUCUGUCUUUUCGUUCCUGACCCAUCUCAAUGUAUUGGUUUUUAAGUCUUUAAAUGAUCUCCUGUGGAAUUGGGUUUGAGAACUUUGUCAAAUCUGAGGAAACAGACUAUUGCCAUAGUCAUCUGCGAGGGUCAAGAAAAUGAACCAACGACAACCCAAGAACAAACCUCCAUCUCCCUCUUCAUUUUCCAAUGUAAAGUCUCUGACCCUUAAUUCCAAACUGGGCAGGAAAUCCAUUCUCAAACAUGUAUUGCUCGCAAUUCUUUUUGUCAUUUCUUGUUUUGCUUUCCUUAAUGCAUACACAAACACUUUUUCAUGCCUGGAUUCCGCCUUUUCAUCUUGCACUGGUGAUAAGAACCCCAGUUUUCAUGAUAUUCAAGCACCAGUCAAGGUUUAUAUGUACAAUCUGCCAAGAAGGUUCACAUAUGGGGUUAUUGAAAGCUAUACGGUGGCUCGCAAUGGGCUGAAGGAUUCAGUCAAUGACGUGUCGUUGCUCAAGUAUCCAGGAAACCAGCACUCAGCAGAGUGGUAUUUGUUUGAAGAUUUGACGCGAGCUAACCGUUCAGGUUCUCCAGUUGAGAGGGUCUUGGAUCCUGAGGAUGCAGAUUUGUUCUAUGUUCCAUUCUUCUCAUCCUUAAGCCUGGUGGUUAACCCGAUAGGCCAUGCUGUUGCUGCAUCUGGAAUCACAAUGUACAGUGACGAGGCGACACAAGAAGGGCUUAUCCAGUGGUUGGAGGAGCAGGAAUUCUGGACGAGGAAUAAUGGAUGGGAUCACAUUUUUGUGUGCCAGGACCCUAAUGCCUUGUAUAAAGUUGUGGACAGAUUGAAAAAUGGAAUUUUGCUGGUUUCAGAUUUUGGGAGAUUAAACCGUAAUCAUGCUUCAUUGGUGAAAGAUGUGAUAUUACCCUACUCCCAUCGUAUCAGAACCUUUGAAGGGGAAGUUGGCGUCAAUUCUAGGACAACUCUUCUUUUCUUCAUGGGGAAUCGCUACAGGAAAGAGGGUGGGAAAGUUCGCGAUAUACUUUUUCAAAUACUUGAGAAAGAAGAAGACGUGGUUAUAAAGCAUGGUGCACAAUCUAGGGAAAGUCGACGCAUGGCUUCACAGGGGAUGCAUACAUCGAAGUUUUGUUUACAUCCUGCUGGAGAUACUCCAUCAGCUUGUCGUCUUUUUGAUGCAAUUGUGAGUUUGUGUAUUCCAGUCAUAGUUAGUGACUAUAUCGAGUUGCCCUUUGAAGAUGUAAUUAGCUACAAGAACAUUGCUAUAUUUGUGGAUUCAAAUACAGCUGUUAAGCCAGGUUACUUGGUUAAGUUGCUUAGAAAAGUGAGCACAGAUAGAAUUCUGGAGUUUCAGCAAGAGAUCAAAAAGGUGAAACACUAUUUUGAGUAUGAGGAUCCAAAUGGAACAGUAAGUGAGAUAUGGCGGCAGGUGUCAUUAAAGCUUCCACUUAUAAAGACAAUGAUAAACCGCGACAAACGUCUUGUGAAGAGGGACUUGUCUGAACCUGAUUGCUCAUGUAUCUGUUCAAACCAGACGGGAUUCAAGACCACACUGUGAGGUAACCAAUUCUGAAUAUUGAGCUUAUUUGGUUAAGUUUUUCUGUAUCCAAACUUAUAUUGACUAUCAAUAACAAUAUCAACAUAACCAAAUAAGCUCAAAUAUUAAUUAGUGGUGGUGAGUAUUAUAGAAGAUUAAGUUAGAAUAAACAUCUCUGAUAUAUAUAUUGUUGUUGGUUAGUCUAUAUCUGUGAUGUUUCUACUGGUAUGUUAUAUAUUGUCUAUAUUUCUGUUUUUUUUAAAGUGAUGUUUGCCUCCCAACUGAUUUUUAAAUCAUUAAACAUUUUAUCCAUUGAUGAAGCAAAUGCAAUUUAGGGCUUUAGACACAUGAGAGGACAAUCAUAAGCUUCUCCAACAUACUUGAUGAAAUUUAUAACUAAUUCGAUUGUCAUUGCU
Messenger RNA from Impatiens glandulifera, 2451 nucleotides. Its product is annotated as probable arabinosyltransferase ARAD1. The record is from RefSeq and is a predicted model, not a curated record. Gene Ontology annotation, molecular function: glycosyltransferase activity. Bases 641 to 2056 code for a protein of 471 amino acids. Lineage: Eukaryota; Viridiplantae; Streptophyta; Magnoliopsida; Ericales; Balsaminaceae. The transcript is spliced from 3 exons.